Closterium sp. Yama58-4 is the source of this 261-nucleotide messenger RNA. NCBI's taxonomy places the organism in Eukaryota, Viridiplantae, Streptophyta, Zygnematophyceae, Desmidiales, Closteriaceae. The record is from the annotation of a GenBank genome assembly.
AUGGUUCUCUCUAACGACAUUGAUCUGCUGCACCCGCCAGCGGAGCUGGAGAAGCGCAAGCACAAGAUGAAGCGCCUUGUACCCACACCGAACAGCUUCUUCAUGGAUGUCAAAUGCCAGGGCUGUUUUAACAUCACCACGGUGUUCAGUCACUCUCAGACCGUUGUCCUAUGUGGCUCCUGCUCCACGGUCCUUUGCCAGCCCACUGGUGGCAAGGCUCGGCUUACUGAGGGCUGCUCUUUCCGCCGGAAGGGUGAUUAG